GAAUGAAGCUUCAAUUUUCAUGAAUGGUAUCGAUCCCAUAGCCUUCAAUUACUUUUCUCCUGCACCGAUAUCUUUUCAAGAAGCUAUUAAUACAACCUUUUUGGAACGUAUUUUUGAUUCUGCAUCAAUUGACUAUUUCCGUGAACUCUACUUUGGCACAGAAACUAACAACUCAGAUUAUUUUCGAUCUCAACUUGAAAGAGCUUACAGUGACCUUUUAUUUGUUUGUCCGACUUAUAUCUUUGGUCAUCAAUAUGCUUCUAAUUUAGGCAAACAGGAUGGUAAAGUUUAUGCUUAUUUACACACACAAAGACCGAAAUCUUAUUUUCCUUUUGCGAGCGAAUGGAUGGGAACAUUUCAUUCAUCUGAUAUUCCAUAUGUUUUCGGUUUACCUCUGAUAAAGCCUGGUUAUCCACAGAAAGAUAUUUCAUUGAGUCGUGAAAUGAUGAAAAUCUGGACUCAUUUUGCUGAAAAUGGUGAGCCUCCAAUGGUUGGUGAAACUAAAUGGAAACCAUUCCAAGAAAAGAUGUCAGCAAUGAUAUUGAAUAUCGAUGAUUUGGGAAAAACUGAAACGGAAAGAGUUGAAUUUUGUCUCAAACAAUGGGAUUAUUUAUAUCCGCAUAUUAGUAAGAAAAGAAAUUAAAGUUCGUCAAUAUCAAUGGUAAAUCCGAUUAAAAGCACAAAUUCAUUAGAAACAAUCUGAUUUGAAUCAAGUUUGUGGAUAUUGUCUGACUCAACAAAAGAUGGGCUAUGAUACGAUUGGAAAAUAAGCAAUGGUUUAAUAUUUUUGCUACCGUUUUGCAAAAUUCAUUCUAUGUACUAAUAAAUAUUAAUGAUUUCAAUAUCAA
Tetranychus urticae (two-spotted spider mite) is the source of this 848-nucleotide messenger RNA. Lineage: Eukaryota; Metazoa; Arthropoda; Arachnida; Trombidiformes; Tetranychidae. The record is from RefSeq and is a predicted model, not a curated record.